AUGCAGUCCCACCAUUCAUUCAACUCGUCCACGCUUAGCCUCCUCUCCUCAAAACUCUUCGAGCAUCAUUAUGAGGAUGGUCCUCGUAUCGAAGAGCUAGAACGAUCAUAUCACCGAGCCAGAGCAAUCGGUCAACUGCAUGGCGUGACCCUCGAGGCUUGCCUUCAUAUGACCCCCAAGUUCUGGGCCGUCCACAAAGAUGGAAUUAUUGUUCGAGAUGCUGUUUCCCACAUAUUGGUAACGAUUCAACUUAAUCUGGUGGCCGGUACAGUGGCACCUUUUGCCCUCAAGAGACCCGAUCUCCAUCCGCUGAUGAAAGAGAUAUUGAACUUUGAAAUCUCUGCACCAUUCAUCCUGAUGAAGUUGGCCAUGGCUGCGAUUCCCGGAAUCUGGAGACCACGGCAACACUGCAGCGUGAUGGCAGCUUCAUCCUCAAUACGCCUACACCUGAGGCAGUUUAUGCCACCAUCAAUGCCAAUAAAGGGCAUUCGGCGAGUAGCCAUUGUGUGUGCACGGUUGAUAGUGGAUGAAGAGGACCGUGGUAUUCGGACCUUUGUCGUCCCGAUAAACAAUGGAACGGAGAUGAACAAGGGUGUUCAUUCAUGGCUUCUCCCAUCAAUCAAUGGAGGAAGGGUGCUCGACCGUAGCUUGACCUCUUUCGACAAUGUCCAUCUUCCAACAAAUGCAAUGUUGGGUGAGCUCGCGAUGCCUGCCGAUAUGCGCGCCCAGUAUCUAUCAGCCAUACACCGUCUGGGCACUGGGGCCCUUGCUCUAAGCUUGUGGAUCAUUCCCUUUCUGAAAUGUGCCGCAUAUUGCGUCGGCAAAUACAGCCAACGCCGGACUGUCCAAGCAGACAACUCACUUCACCCUGGAGCAAAACAUGGUCUUGGGGUCAUCAUCAAGGCGGUAUUCUUACAGAAUGGGCAAUGGAGUCUAGCAAACCUUAUUGAGAGAAGUGGUGCACAAGGAGUGUACCCGCAUAACCAGAUGGCCACGUUUGAGGUUUUGACCCGGGCUACCGGUAUCGCAGAAGGAGAGGUUUUGGUUCUCUCAAUCCGCCUCGCCACCGAGCUUCUACUUGGUCGAUAUGCCAUCCCCGGCCCCAAAAAGCCGAACUCUAUACUUGCACAGCAUGAGAAGGGCAUUGUUUCCGACCUGAAGAAAAAGCUGAAGAAGAUCGGCAACCAUCGCGGUGACGAAUACAGCAAGCAAGUACUUCCCCAUCUUCGGCCUAUGGUCAUAGCGAUCGGACAACGCAUGGCGUAUGAGGCUGCAGUUGACGCAUCUGUUGACCCUGAUUUGCUGGCUCUAUACGAGGCGGGAGCUAUGAAAUCAGAUCCUGCCUGGUUCUCAGAGCAUCUCAGGAUGAGUAGGGAUGCCCAGUUCCAGAAGGAGUGUGACGCAGUGGAUGCGGUUUAUCGCCGUCUGGACGAGCAUCCGAAUAACUUGCAGAUUGAGCCCUACAUCACGGCUCCAAUGCUGUCCGCUGAACGAUGGAUGGGAAUCAUCAAGGCGGUCCCGGAGUUUACAGGAAAUGGAGAGAUGAGUUUCCCAGGUGCUCAGGAGUUUCAAUCUAAGCUUUAG
Messenger RNA from Aspergillus neoniger CBS 115656, 1584 nucleotides. RefSeq names its product acyl-CoA oxidase. Gene Ontology annotation, molecular function: oxidoreductase activity, acting on the CH-CH group of donors. The coding region runs from base 1 to 1584 and encodes 527 amino acids. The record is from RefSeq and is a predicted model, not a curated record. NCBI's taxonomy places the organism in Eukaryota, Fungi, Ascomycota, Eurotiomycetes, Eurotiales, Aspergillaceae. The transcript has 8 exons.